Molecule: messenger RNA, 1432 nt
Organism: Paraphaeosphaeria sporulosa
Lineage: Eukaryota; Fungi; Ascomycota; Dothideomycetes; Pleosporales; Didymosphaeriaceae
Exons: 1
Coding region: 176-1249 (357 amino acids)
Source: RefSeq, a predicted model, not a curated record
UUGCACUGUUCACUUCGUACGGUUGCUCUCGCAACGGCCUCGCCAGCAACGCGAAAACUGCGCGCCCUUGCAGCAAACAGACUUUCGCCUCUUUCAACCUACCUCUCACACCAUACCAACCGAGUACGCCCGCAAGCGCUCCGCCCCAGAGCUCAACACCCGCCUCGCAGUCAGCAUGCCCUCUCCACACACCCACAAAUCCACAUUCAUUAAAGCCCUCAAGUCACCGAUCAAAAUGCUCCCACACGCCCACGGCUCUUCAGCAGCCCCAAACACGCCCCUCACACCAACCUUCUCACCUGAUCGCCCGACCUUCCUUUCAAACGGCCUCCCCGUAUCGCCCUCUACCAGCCACGUCCCAGAAAUCACCCUCCAGCGCGCCUCGGGCUGCCUCUGCGACCCCUUCACCGACAUGGACGCCGCACCCACAACAUGGACCUGCUGCGCCUGCGGCACGCAGAACCGCGUGUCUAUCCACUCCGGCCCACAUCCCCUCGGCGAACUGGCAUGCGACUGCGCGCACAAGCCGUGCGUCGCGUGCUCGAUCGCCGGGACGGUAAAGCCGUUCCUGCCCAUGGACGAGCCGGCGAUGGUGCCGUGCAGCUACAUGUCCACGUCCACGUCCAACCCCGCCAGCUCCUCAGAGCCAGGCAAAGCGAACGAAAAGGAAGAGCUGCGCUUCGGCAUCCUGUGCCCCGCGUGCGGCCUCUCCUGGCGCGCCCGCGAACUCGGCAAGCGCUGGUCCAAGACGCUGCGCAAGAUGCCCUCGGUGUCGCUGCAAGCCAGGCGCCUCGCGCCCGAGCACCGCCUGCGCAAGUCCCGCUCGACGCUGGUGCUGGGGACCAAGCGGGUUAUCACGCCGCCGGGCAUCGCGAGCGACAAACAGGCCGAGUAUGCGGCGGUGAGGUUCAGUGGGGUGCCGUGUACGUGCGGGACGACGAUUAGGCUGAGGGCGGCGCUGUGUUUUCAGAUUGUGGUGUUGGAGGGGGGUGAGCAGAUAAGGGUGGAUGAGAAAGAGAUGGUGGUGGAUGGGAGGAUGGAGAUGGAUGGGGGGGAGAAGACUGUCAUGUGGGAGGGUAGUCUGGUGGCUUGGACGACGACGCCUGAGCUGCAGGAGAAGGGGCAUGGGACGCCGACGUUGAGGCUUCUGGAGGGCGAGCAUCCGAAUCCACUGCGAAGCUCACCGGUGGUUGACAAGAUGGCGAGGGACUCGUGGGAGGAGAAGUGUGAUAGGGAGGGGUGGUUUUGAGGGUCGCUUGAGAUGGCAGGAUGACUUGGAAAUGAGGGUGGGGGGAUGAUGCGCUCGAGUGUCCUGAGGAUUCUUUUGGUGCAAUGUUGUGUGGAGAAGUGUUGGACGUAAUCGGAACCCCUUUGGCGGCGUGGUAUUCAGCUGUCUGUUUGGCAGACGAAUGACGAGCGCCAAAAUGACGGC